Messenger RNA from Mycena citricolor, 6742 nucleotides. Lineage: Eukaryota; Fungi; Basidiomycota; Agaricomycetes; Agaricales; Mycenaceae. The record is from the annotation of a GenBank genome assembly.
GGUGUCCGCGAUCACAACCACCCCCCAGAAAAAUGCAGGCACAUACGUAAAGAGCUCGCUAGACGGAACUUGACUCAUCUCUUCCACCCUCCACCAUCUCACUCGCCGUCGUCGUCUCAUCGCCGGAGACGCCAGACUCGGUCUCGAACGACAAGCUUGCAACCGGCUUGCUGUCCGUCCCGUCUUAACCCGUUCUUGCAGCUCGGCUUGGGCGUGUGCUCUAGCCCCAGACUCCAAGGACCGCGACUGGAUCCCAGGGACAGCCAGGCCCUCACAUCUUCAAAUACCAGGGACCGCGACCGCAUCUAUCAACCUUCCCCAUCAUGAAAAGCUGUCUACGAGCCCCUUCUCAGCCGGGAUCACCCGUACCCGGCUAUCGCAAAUGUGUCGCAUUCGGUGGUGAAGGUUCAGAGGAGAUACAUUGGGCCGAUGAGUGGGACAGAACGCCCACGGCACCGGCGAAGAAACUCACAUUCCAAGAAUUAAUGGAGCUUGAGGAAAUCCGUUCCUCGCUGCCCACCGCUAUGAAUCCCUUCGGCAUACGCAAGAGAGAGCUCUUAUCUCAUGUCCCUAUCGGACUGCUCCCACUCGCAUCGCCCGACAACACUCCCAUGUCACCGCCCUCCACACCAGUGGCCUCGCCGCCACCUCAAUCUUUCCCUCCAGGGCCAGCACCCCCACCAUUUUUCAUGCCUCCCGGCCGCGCACGCUCGCCCUCCGUGACACGUCUCGCCUCUCCCGCGCUCUCUCAUCUCCGACCACCCGCCCCCGUUCCCGUGCGCCCGAUUAAGAACUUUACGUUCCUCCCCGUUUUGGGACCGGCUUCGCCGACGUUCGAGCCUCCCUCUCCGUACAACUAUCCACCGUCAGUCCCGUCGUCCCCGUCGUACACGCCCGCCCGCUCCGCCGCCGACGGCGAGCCAGAUCGUGUCUUUCCAUCCCCCGCCUCACGCCAGCUGAUCCCCAAUUCGGGGACUGCCGUGCACGGCAAUUACAACUAUGAGUCUGCCUACCGCGCCGCAGAGUCCGCUGCGUACUCUCCGCCGUUCGGAUCCAGUGCGUACGACUACAAAAAGGACCACAAGGGCAUGCUGGAGAACGGCAGAAAAGAGGCACUGGUGGGCGCUGCCAGUGCCGGUGCCGUCGCCGGUCCCUCGAAGACGAAGGGACGGAGAAAGAAGACGAGCGUCAUGGUCAUUAAUGACAUGGAGAUCGAGAUUGAGGAGGACGAAAGCGAGACGGAUUCGGAGGCCGAGCUGAGCGUGUCGCCGCCGGCUAUGACACCCCUGCCACCCCCGACAAUACCUAUCGCCUCGAAGCCGCCCCCUCCGAUAUCGAUAGCCAAGACCAGUCUGCCUCAGGAGCCGCCAACGUCUCCCCGUCUGGCGCUUAUCAACCGCCCGUUAUCGCCCAUCCUGACCCGUCCCGGCUCUCCGUCGUGCCGGCCUGUUUCUCCCCUGACGGCCACCGGAGGCCGGGCGAUGUCCCCCGUCCAGGCGCGGGCCAGCUCUCGGCUGGUGCGCGCGUGACAGCCUGCCACGUUGACCCCUCAUACUGACUGUUAUCUAUAAUGCUAGAGCCUUGGUUUCCCACUAGAUCUCUUGACACUGGAUGUGACUUAGAUCAAUAUAUACGUAUUAUCCAAGCAUACAGCUCGCCAGUAAUGUCUAUCUCUCCUCGUCUCUGUUUUGGGCUUCUGGGACUCGGGCACUGUAAUUUAACUGCAUCCCACUUCAGCGUCCUGUUUUCGGAAUCAGUCCCUGCGUCGAAGCAGCGCCGUCCUUUCGUUUCCGGACGCAAAGUUUGUCAGGCGCGCAGAAAUGCCGCAGGAACCAAGCCCAGAACCGCAGAACAUCCUGCACUUGGGAGUGUGAUUACGUGCUCAAGCGUUUUAGUGUUUGGGUUGGGGAUUCGCGAACCGCGCCUUCCCUGAAAUUUAGUACAUAUACUUACUUCCAGCUGCUCGCAGGGCUUGCACAGCAUGGGCCUGUUCUCGCUCCUCGUACUAGUCGCCGCCGCCGCUGCACCAGCGGCCAAAGCAUCAGAUCCGUGCACGCUGGCCACCACGGCGACCUGGGUGUCGAGCAGCAUCGCCCAUGCCUGCGAGCUUAGCGUGCCGUUCAAUCAGACCCGCAGUCUGGCGGUCAUGGACUCGGUGCUGAAAGCCCUGCCGUACUAUUCGCUUGAGACGUGGUUCGAGCGCUCCCCGAAUCCGCUCAUUCCACAUGCCGUGGAUCUCCGCUCGUUGUUGCAAGACGUCCAGCACACGGCCGCCCAAGGCGGAAUGGCUGGAUACCAGACAGACUGGGAUUUCAACAUUGCCGUGUCAGAGGCUUUCAAUCGCGAGCAGGACGGACACACGAGUUUCGUGGCUUCGUGCACCCAAUCUUUCAGCUGGAACCUGCCCUUCUCGAUUGCGUCCCUAGCGGACAGCCCCUCCAACCAGACUACAUAUCCCGUCUUCCUCGCCAACUACGACUUUCCGAACCAAAACCGGUCGGGGCUGGAGGAGUACUUCCAGGGCCUGAAUGUGUCUGUGCGGGAAUUCGACGGCGCGCGCAUCCUGUCGAUUGACGGCGUCGAAGCGGGCCCGUAUCUGCUUGAUCUCGCGGCGAACUCGAGUAUCUACGACGGGCUGCAAGGCGCCUACGAGACGCUGGAUCCGAGGUACAUGCGCCUGAUGUCUCGAUACUCGGCGGACACCGAUUCUGGACUGUUCACGCAGGAGCUCGGCAAGUUUGCGCAGAGGAUGUUCUACCCCGGCUCGGACUCCGUAACCGUGGAGGUCCUGCUGGCCAACGGCACAAGCCAGCUGCUGACAGUGCCUUGGGCUGCGAGUUUCGUUGGCGCAGAUCUGUCGUUCUGCAGCGACAUCUCGGGAGAAACCCGUCGCCGCGGGCUUUUGCGACAGCCGUCGAGAUACCAACGCAGGAAGGCGGUGGUCGCACCAGACACGCAAGCAGAGAUCCGCACAAAACAGCACACGCCUGUCCACCCAAACUACGUCCAGCCCAACCUCACAUCGUUCGGCCAUUUCCUCACGCUCGACAUCUACCAAUUGCAGGAGCACAAGCAUGUGGGUGUUGUCUAUCUCGAGCAAUUUGAGCCGCCCGCACAGCACGAUUACCAAACGUACUCUGAUGGGAUUUCAAAAACGAUCCACAGCGGACUGGUGGAGCUGAAGAAGGCAGGCGUCAGACACAUCUUGCUCGACGUGUCUGGCAAUCGCGGCGGCUUCAUCUCUACGGGCGCCCUCGCAUUGCGGACGCUGUGGCCCAAAGACCGGUACCCGGGAUUCCCUGCGGUGUUUCGAGUGAGCGACUUGAUCAGGCGGGAGGCAGAGUGUGCUUCGGAGCAGAACAACUCAGAUUCGGAGUACUUUUUCGGAAACUACCUGUCGGGGCGAAACGAGCGGCUCACGUCCAAUGCGCAGUUCAUGGAUCCCCCCGUAAAGCAAAUCGUCAACGGCAUCCCAGACGCAUACUCGCACCCCAUCUUGGACAACUUCGAUUCCAUCGCGAAGACGUUUGACGAGCCCCCAUUCGCGGACGGCGACUACGUGAUCGUCUCAAACGGCAUCUGUGCAUCGACAUGCUCGAUCUUCACCAGCUACCUCUUCCAGAAACACGGCGUCCGCUCUGCCGUCUUUGGCGCGCAGGCCGAGAAAUUUGAGUUCGACGGAGGCAUCAAGGGGUCCGAGAUCACGUCGCUGGAUGACAUCCUCUCCGAGCUAGAUACAGCGGAUUUAGCAGAUGACCCAGCCGCCCCGCAGGCGCUCCCUGUGAGUGCGUCCCUCACCCUCAAUUUCCGAAACGCGAUCCCGUAUGAGGAUGAGACCGAGGACAAGAUCUUGGAAUUUGUGUGGGAGCAAGGGACAAAGGGGUACCAAUACACAAAAGAGAUGUUCAACAACCCCGAAAGGGUGUGGGAAUUCGUCGCGGGCGAGUUCUUUGGGUAGAUUAUGUUAUGUUACACGGACAGACUUUUUAGUUAGGCUUUGACUCACAGCAAUUAAUGCCUCCACCGGACUUGGUGCCCGCCAUCCAUCAUCGGCUCGACGAAUCCACGAAAAAUCCAAUCCGGAUCCGGCUGCGAAGGUCCGGCACCUUCCGAGUCCUCGAGCAGGCUCCGAUCCUGCGACCAGCGCAUGCCGUACCCCUCCGCGACGCGCACCUCGUACACAAGCACUUGGUGCGGGAGCCAGUGCAGAUUGCGCCACGUCGCAUUGUCCAUGACGCGCCAGAACAGCGUCACGGCCCUCUCGUUCUGCACGGCGACGGGGCCGGCAGCGGUGCCCCACCACCCCGAUGGCGGCGGCGCGGAUUUCGCCGUUGAUGCGCGUUCGGGGCCAUUCGAGGGAGUGGGAGACGAUGUGGGUGCGGGGCUUGGAGGAGCUGAGGCCCGGUGUGCGUGCUUCGACCAUGCGCGAGCACCUGUCGUCAGUCCCACGGAAUUGGGGACGGUGAAUGCUGCAAGGCAAGCGUCUAUGGACGGUGGGGUGGAUCCGAGGGCCGAGCCAACCGUGUAUGCUAAGCUUUGAGGGUGCAGAAGAGAAGCGAGGCGAAGAAGAAGCGUUCGCAUAGGUAAAAAACAGGUAUACGGGAGGCGAACCCUAGUGUGAGGUGCGUCGAAAGCGGAUCUCCGGGACUAUCGAUAAGCGAGGAGAGUUUCGACCGCUCAAGAGAAGCUUCUGGGUGCUCCUGCAUUCCAAAGCAGUGCGGUAUUGGUGGCAACGACGAGCUCAUGGCCCAGAUGAAGGAGUAAGCAAGAGGGAGAUGAUGGACGAUGAACAGCCACAUGAUGUCAUCAAAAUAGCCAGUUCGACGAUUUGCUGCACGCGCUUUGUUUGCGCUCUGACCAAAGCAAGCGUGGUUGCCUGCAUGAUCAAGCCCCGAGUGAUAUCACAGCCAUUUCCCAAGCGCAUGACGCUUGGACACAGUAUAGCACGCUUUGACUGAACAAAAAUUCACUAUAAGUAUUUACCACUGCCGUGCAUGUGAACCAAGGAAACACCCGUCUAUCGUUGCAGUCGAGCCAUGAUCCCCACUGCACUCAUUCUUUCUCUCAUCCUAUUCACUUUUUUUGCUGCCUACCUGAGAAUGGCCGCGCUCGAGGAGGAGAUCCGGAUUUUAAAGGGAGACAGCCGCAACCACAUGCUGCGCAUUCUCGAACUCGAGAGUUGGAGCUAUCAUUCGAAAUAUGAUGAGCAAGCACACCUCGAAAUCCAGUCAAGCGAAAGCUUUGCUUACACACUGAAGGCAGACUGCUAGUCCCUUGGAUGUUCAAGCUUGGAUGUUCAAGAUGUCUAGCAGAUGCACAAUACAGAUCGACUACAUUUUUUCUCGAUUCAUUUAUAAUUCAAAUACGUGAUCCAAAUUGGAUACAGCAAGCCAGUAAUUGAGACACAAAGCGAUGUGCCCACGUGACGCACUACUGCUUACAGGCCAUCGUUGACACACCUUCUUGAUCAGGCGUGUAAGAGUUGUUGCUCAAAAAGGCAAGUCCGGGUAUCGCUGACUCCCUUUAAAAAACGCUCAUUACGAUGCCUUCGUCAUGCUGCCCAAACCCAGUCUCUCCAUUCUCAUCGCCCUCAUCCCAAUCUAUAUAAGCCUCGCGCUCUAUCUCAACCUCAUUCCAAUCCCCACCCUCGCCGACUCAGACACACUGUCUUCACUCUUGAAGCUUGCCAACGCCAAUUUCCGCCGUCUGUCGACGCAAACAACUGUCACAGAAACCGUCAUUUCGACUCCUGUUUUCGAUACUGAAAUGGGCAUCAAGAUCGUCCCUCGUCCCAGUCAAGAGCGCGGCCAUGCUGAUCACGGCUGGCUGAAGACUUUCCACACAUUCUCCUUUGCCUCGUGAGUUGCUCCGCGAUAGUCGUGUGCAUUCUCACUCACUUACUGGGGCGUCCGACAGCUAUCAGGACCAAUCGCACUCCCAGUUUGGUGCUCUUCGCGUCAUCAACGAGGACCGCGUCGCCCCUCGCCAGGGGUUCGGCACACACUCGCACCGGGAGUUCGAGAUCUUCUCAUAUCUGGUGGCUGGGCAGCUCGAGCACAAAGACUCGAUGGGCAACACCGAGAUCCUCAAACGCGGCGACCUGCAGCUGACGUCCGCAGGAACGGGCAUCUCCCACUCCGAGAAGACGUACGGUUCCAAGCCCGUCCACUUCCUCCAAAUCUGGUCCCUGCCCACUGUGUCGCGGCUCACGCCCAAGUACUUCACGCGCCACUUCUCCGACGCUGACAAACGCGACCAGUGGGCGCGCAUCGUCGCUCCCGUUGAUGCGGAGGGGGUGCUGAAGGACAGCCGGGAGGGCGCCGGGCCUGCCCCCGUGCAGAGUGCGCUGACGUUAUAUGCGACGCUGCUCUCCGACCAGAAGAGCUUGAAGCUGGCCGUGGCGGGGUCGAAAGGGUACAUCCAUGUCGUGCAGACGAGUGGAUACAAUACCGGGGUCUCGAAGGGGUCUGCCAUCCGGAUUGUGACCACGCCAGGUAAAGAGGUCGAUCUGAGGGAAGGCGAUGGCGCGUACCUGUACAUCGACAAACCAGGCCCAGAGGUGCUGGUCGAGAACAUUGGCGAAAAGACAGCGGAAGUUCUGUUCUUCGAUAUCGAUUAGAUCCUCUGUCGUGCUGUUGAUGUAAUCUCUUAUAACGUAAUGCUAACUUAGAACUGAGGGAGCCGCGGAUGAUCCACGUGACCCCAAGUAAGAUAGGACAAGGGAAGAAGACUUGAACACUCG